AUGGCACAGAGUGAUGGUCAAAAGAAGUCUGGUAUUGGUCGCUGCAAGAUCGCCCUAUUAUGUGCCUUACUGGUAACUUUUGUCAUUUUAAUCGUAGUGUUGAUAUUUUUCAUCGUUGUGCGCAAGAAUCGACCACCGCACAUUGUUCUCGUAAUAGCAGACGAUCUAGGGUGGAAUGACGUAGGGUGGAACAACCCAGAUAUCAAAAUGCCGGUCCUCAAUCAACUCGCCGCUGAUGGCGUUAUAUUCAACAACACAUAUGUCCAACCUCUCUGUACACCAUCACGAUCUGCUCUAAUGACUGGCUAUUAUCCAUUUAAAACAGGAAAUCAGCAUCAACUUCUUAUCAGUCUUCAACCUGCUGGACUGCCAUUAGAAUAUAAAAUUUUACCGGAAAGACUUAAAGAUGUUGGGUAUCUUACUCAUGCUAUCGGGAAGUGGAAUUUAGGAUUUUGUAAGGAAGAUUUUCUACCAACUAAACGCGGCUUCGAUUCGCACUAUGGUCCAUGGGCGGGAGGAAUAUAUUCGCACUAUACUAAAAUGAACAAUGGUUAUGAUUUCCGUGACAACAUGGGCGUGGUACAACAAAGUAAUACAUAUCUUACUUACAUGCUUACUGAAAGAGCAGUUGAUUUAAUAAUGGGACAUUACGUUGAAUAUCCAUUAUAUCUUCAGUACAAUAUGGACUUACCUGCAAAGUUUCCUGAGGUACCACCUGAGUAUGAAGCACUGUAUUCCAAUAUUGCAGAUAACCGAACCAGGGCAUUUUAUGGGAAAAUGUCUCUGAUUGAUGAUUCCGUUAGCAGUGUGGUGGAGGCGCUAAAAACUAAAGGAUUGUGGGACGAGACGCUAUUCAUUUUUAUUAGUGACAAUGGAGCGGCAGCAUCACAGGCUGGGUCGAAUUGGCCAUUCCGGGGAAAUAUUGCAACGCUGUUUGAAGGAUCUACUCGCGUCCCAGCAAUUGCCCAUGGAAGAAUGUUGAAACGGACAGGAUAUGUUAAUAAUGAGUUAUGGCAUAUUGUUGAUUUGCAUAAAACGAUACUUACAUUGGCUGGGGCUGAAUCUGAGUCUGAUAUUGACGGUAUGGAUAUGUGGGAGAUGUUCUCUAAAGGUGCACCAUCACCAAGAAAUGAAUUUGUGUAUAAUAUCGAUGAUUUCGAGUUGUCCCCUGGUGCUGCUAUUAGGGUUGGCGAUUAUAAACUGAUUACAGGAAAUCCGGAUUUAUUGUAUCCAUUUCGACUAGCAAAUCGAUCAGAUGAUUGGUACAAUUAUGGUGAUGCCCCUAUAGACGCGUUACCAGAACCCCCAGGUGAAGAUUUACCUCCUCCACCAAACGUAACGUGGCUGUUCAAUAUUAAAGAUGAUCCGGAAGAGCGAAACGAUAUCGCCGAACUAUAUCCAGAGAUAGUACAAGAAUUAAGUAAUCGGUUGGAUGAAUACCGUGAAGAUCUAGUUCCGCCGGUAAACUUAGUAUUUGACCCAGCUGGUGAUGCAGCAAAUUUUGGUGGUGUUUGGUCGCCAGGAUGGUGUUAA
Molecule: messenger RNA, 1533 nt
Organism: Saccoglossus kowalevskii
Lineage: Eukaryota; Metazoa; Hemichordata; Enteropneusta; Harrimaniidae
Product: arylsulfatase B-like
Molecular function (GO): sulfuric ester hydrolase activity
Source: RefSeq, a predicted model, not a curated record